Molecule: messenger RNA, 1526 nt
Organism: Salvia hispanica
Lineage: Eukaryota; Viridiplantae; Streptophyta; Magnoliopsida; Lamiales; Lamiaceae
Product: FAD-dependent oxidoreductase family protein
Cellular component (GO): cytoplasm
Source: RefSeq, a predicted model, not a curated record
UGAUGGGAGCGAUAUUGGCGCAAAACCAAGGAAUUUUGUCCUUCAAUUGGAGAAGAACAGUAAUUUCAACACCCAUCACUUCAUUGUAUGUGCGUUGCUCUUCAACUGUAUCCCCACGACCCCUCAGAUACGCAGUUCUUGGCGCGGGCUUUGCUGGCUUAUCCGUGGCUUGGAAUUUGCUUCGACAUGGCUCCAAGGACUCCCAUCUUUCUGUUGAUAUUUAUGAUGAAGCUGGCGUUGGCGGAGGUGCAUCUGGAAUUGCUGGUGGGCUUUUGCAUCCAUACUCGCCUAAAGUCAAGCUUCUUUGGCAAGGUGCAGAGUGCUGGGAAGAAAGUUUGAGUCUCUUAAAUAUUGCUGAACAAGCACUUCUUAAUGUAGUAAAUCAGGGAAAAGGUGAAAUUGUGGAAGAUGGCGAAUCUAUUAUAGUUAGGAGAAGGGGGAUCUUGAGGCCAGCUGUCAAUAUAAAGAGCAUGAAUAUAAUGUCAGAGAAUGCUCAGAACUAUCUUGCCAAUUGCAGACUAGAACUCAUCCAUGAGGAUGCUGCUCAAAAGCUUGUCCCAAAUUUAUCGCUACCAUUGGACGUGGCGUUUUACAUGCCUGAAGCUCUGAAUGUUGAUGCUCAACGUUACCUCAAGGGUCUUUACCUAGCAUGUGAAAAUCUAGCUAAUGGCGUGUUAACCUUGGGCCAUACGAACAAAGAAUUAAAUUUUUACCAGAAAUCCAUCCCAUCUCUGCUAGAACUUUCUGGGGAGUACGAUGCAGUGAUUAUCUGCUUUGGAGCCCAGGCAGCAUUUCUUCCGGAGCUUUCUGGAAAACUGCCUCUGAGAGUCUGUAGAGGCAUCAUUGCUAAGCUGCAACUUCCUGAUGAUGUUAGGGAAGAGUAUCCACAACACAGUCCCUCCAUUCUGUCAGAUGCCUGGCUUGCUGUCCAUGGUGCUCGACACAUGGAUUUGGGAUCGACAUGGGACUGGGAAUCAAGGAAUUACUCGAGGGGCGUCACAGCUGAUGAAGCUUCCAAGGCAGUUAAAGUGCUUCUCCCAAAAGCAUGUUCCGUAUAUCCACCCAUAGAAAAGUGGGACGUAACUGGAACUGUUGGAGGGCUGAGGGGGAUGCCGCCUGUCACUUCGAACGGAUCACUUCCUCUCCUGGGUUGCAUAGAUAAGUACAUUGAUGGUAGACAUUCAUGCAAAUACUGGUUGUUUACUGGCCUCGGAGCGAGGGGUCUGCUCUACCAUGCUUGGCUUGGAAAACUGUUGGUUCGAGCCGUGCUUUCCUGCAACGAGGAUUUGCUUCCGUUGGAGCUAACCUCAUGGAAGCAUAAAAUGCACUAAUAACAAUGUAUGAAGAAGGAUCGAUGAAAAUACUGAGAGGUGUUCCCAACAAAUCAAGAACCGGACCAAGUAGACUAGCCAGUGUUAUGGAGAUGUCUCUCGAUUAACUUGUAGUAUUAUUUUUUGUUCAUUCCAUUGUUUAUUUCUUCUUGUAAUAAUAUAUUUUGAGUUAUAAUAGUAAUUCAUUUGAUUUCA